Messenger RNA from Racocetra persica, 908 nucleotides. NCBI's taxonomy places the organism in Eukaryota, Fungi, Glomeromycota, Glomeromycetes, Diversisporales, Gigasporaceae. The record is from the annotation of a GenBank genome assembly.
AUCAUGAAAUUGAUGAAAGAGCUUCUGAUUACUUUGCUGUUUUAUUAAUGGCUAGUAAAAAUAAAAAUAUCUGGAAACCUUCGGGUAGGCUUUUAACUUACAUUAAAAGUUCCAAAAGAACUCAAAAAUAUAAAAAAGUGGAGCUAAAGAAGGCUGCACAAAAUAUCUGGUCAAUCACUACUUACUUAGCUCCUGCUUUAAUGACUUCUACUUUUGAAUCAUCUAUGGAAUCAAUAGAGAUAGAAUCAAUUGAAGUGGAAUUAAUAGGGAUGGAAUCAGCAGAAAUAGAAUUGAUAGAAGUAGAAUUAACAGCAGAUUUAUUUGCAAAAAUUGAUCUUGAUGAGAGAACGAAAAUGAGGUUGGUAAUUGAGAAGUUGGAGAGGACAUUAAAAAAGGAUGACAAUCAAAUAGAUAAAGGUAUAAAGGGAGAUUAUAAAGCACAAUGUAUUGGCGCAUGGGCUCAAAAUGGUGAAAACUUCCAAAAGAGAACCGUGUCACACUUUGAACAGAUAAUGUCAUAUCUCAGAAGUUAUAAGUUUAGUAUGAAUCCUAAAAUUCUGAAAAAUUACGUAGAGAAUGAAGUAUUUCUGUCCUUAGGUAUUGAAAGAAAGAAAACUAUAUGUGAGAAAACAGCAUGGAGAUGGCUUAAAAAACUAGGCUGGUAUUGUAAAGAAUGGAAAAAAGAUAUAUAUGAAUUGGAGCCUGUUCUUGUUGAAUAUGAUGACAAAGAUCUCUCUAAGUUAGUAGAGAAAGAUAUUUCUCCUGAACAAAAACAACAUUGUGUAAUAACACAUGAUAAGACGAUAUUAAAUGCGAAUGAUGAUAAAAAACAGGACGGGGGCCCGAAGGUAAACACAAAAUACGUCCAAAAGGGCAGGGCAGGGGCAUCCAUAGCUGUUAGAAAUUGA